AUUUCCUUGAUAAUCAACAGAUAAUUUUCAAAAUGAAAUACUUCGUUUUGCUAGCCGUUUUUGUUGCGAUUACUACUGCUAUUCCUGUCGAUUUUGUUGAAGAUGAAGAUGGACAACGAUACGUUUUGGUGCCUGUGAACCGUGAAAAAAGGCAAGCAACAAAAUUGGAUAUUUCCAACACAGGGAUGACCCUUGGACAUAAAAGCAACAUUUUGGACAGCAACAGUUAUAAAUUAGAUGGUAGCGCUUAUGCUACCAAGAAUUUUGGUACAGGUGGAAUCGGUCAAUUUGGAGGACGUCUGGACUACGCCCAUAAGCCUUCUGCAUCUAAUGUUUUCUUAGGUGCCGAUCAUACCCGCCAUUUUGGUACUGAUUUAAAAGCUGGGGCUCAGUAUAACUUUAUUCACAAAAAGAAUUUCGAUAUGGGCAUUGUUGGACAAUACGAGAGACAUUUUGGUGGACCGUUUGGGACUGGGAGACCUCAAGGAUAUAUGGGACUUAUCGGCACGGCAAGAUUUUAGAAGACAUGCAUUAAAUUACUCACGAUACUUAUUUCCUAAUAUUUUUAAUUACUAAUAUAAAAAUUACAAAAGUGAUGUUAAUCACAUAGUUAUUAGAAAUGUAAUU
Messenger RNA from Anoplophora glabripennis (Asian longhorned beetle), 627 nucleotides. RefSeq lists its product as uncharacterized. NCBI's taxonomy places the organism in Eukaryota, Metazoa, Arthropoda, Insecta, Coleoptera, Cerambycidae. The record is from RefSeq and is a predicted model, not a curated record. Gene Ontology annotation, cellular component: extracellular region. The transcript has 2 exons. Gene Ontology annotation, biological process: defense response to bacterium. Bases 33 to 521 code for a protein of 162 amino acids.